Malurus melanocephalus (red-backed fairy wren) is the source of this 5688-nucleotide messenger RNA. RefSeq names its product retinitis pigmentosa GTPase regulator (gene RPGR). Bases 17 to 4159 code for a protein of 1380 amino acids. The transcript is spliced from 15 exons. Gene Ontology annotation, cellular component: photoreceptor outer segment. Gene Ontology annotation, biological process: ubiquitin-dependent protein catabolic process; visual perception; protein ubiquitination. Lineage: Eukaryota; Metazoa; Chordata; Aves; Passeriformes; Maluridae. Gene Ontology annotation, molecular function: ubiquitin protein ligase activity. The record is from RefSeq and is a predicted model, not a curated record.
CCUCCUCCCGGCCGCCAUGGCCGCGCCCGCCGCGGGGACCGAGCUGCCCGUGCCCGAAUCAGGUGCUGUUUUCACAUUUGGGAAAAGCAAAUUUGCAGAAGAUAUUCCUAGCAAGUUCUGGUUCAAAAAUGACAAGCCUGUACUUAUAUCAUGCGGAGAUGAACAUACAGCUAUUAUUACAGGGAAAGGUAAACUAUACAUGUUCGGCAGUAACGACUGGGGCCAAUUAGGACUGGGAUCAAAGAACACUGUCAGCAAACCAACGUGUGUUAAAGCUUUAAAACCAGAAAAACCAAAACUUGCUGUUUGUGGAAGAAACCACACUUUAGUUUACACAGAAAGAGGAAAUGUCUAUGCUGCUGGAGGAAACAGUGAAGGUCAGUUGGGAUUAGGUGAYACAGAGGAAAGGACCACAUUUCAUUUAAUUAGGUUUUUUACCAACCAGCACAAGAUCAAGCAACUAUCAGCUGGAUCAUACACCUCAGCAGCAGUAACUGAGGAUGGGCAGCUCUUUGUGUGGGGUGAUAAUUCAGARGGUCAGAUUGGCCUGGCUAAUGAAGCCUCUGUCAGUGUUCCCUGUAAAGUGGAUGUUGGAAAACCCAUUUCCUCUGUAUCCUGUGGAUAUUAUCACUCUGCCUUGAUAACAGCAGAUGGUGAGCUCUAUACUUUUGGAGAAGCAGCAAAUGGAAAAUUGGGAUUAUUGCCUGAACAGCUGAAGAACAACAGAGUCCCACAGCCUGUACUGGGAAUUGUGGAGAAGGUUAAUAAGGUUGCUUGUGGUGGAGAACACACAGUGGUGCUGACAGAGACAGAUGUUUAUACUUUUGGACUUGGACAGUAUGGGCAGCUGGGACAUGGAACUUUUGUGUUUGAAAGUUCAGUACCCAAGUCUGUGAAACACYUGAAGAGGCAUAAAAUAUGUAACAUUGCAUCUGGGGAAAACCACACUGCUGUGAUAGCAGAGAAUGGUCUCAUGUUUACUUUUGGAGAUGGACGACAUGGCAAGUUAGGAUUUGGAGAAGAGASUUUUACAAAUCUGUUUGAUCCCACCCUGUGUUAUAAUUUCUUGAAGUUCACGGUCCUUUUGGUUGCUUGUGGUGGUUGUCACAUGCUGGUUUUUGCUGCUCCAAGACCUAAAGGAUCUGAAGUAAUCUUGGAAGAUUUAUUUGAGCCUCGUUGGACUGCUACUAUCCCUAAAACAAGUGGGGACUUUGUAYUAGCAAACACUUUGCAAUUAUCAGCAGCACGAAUACGACGUCGAGAGAGGGAAAGGUCACCAGAACAGUUUGUUCGAAUGGCACAAACUCUGCCUCCAGUGGGGAAAAGCUUCUUAAAAUCUUCCUUGCCUGUGAUGAGCAGCACCAGCCCAUUCUGCUUUUCUUCAACAAGUCUUCCUAAAUCUGCAUCUGUGAAGGAUAGAGACCAUGAAAAAGAAAAUAAUCAUCAAAAAGAUAAACCUGAUGAAGUCCCUACAGAACAAGAUUCAGAUAAUGAAAAUAUUGACAGAAACCUUGGAGAUACAACUGACAUCCUAAAUWUGACACAUGCAAUGAAGUUGAAUCCYGGUGACUGGUCCUUAAAAUUAUCACCACUCCAAAAACAGAAGAAAGGGCAUAACAGUGAGUGCAUAAGAAGAUUUCCAAAUGAGGAAGGUAAGAACAAUAAAAAUGUGAACCUGAAAAGAGAUGGUAAGGGUGGGCUGAAAAACAGGGAUUCUCAUUUCACGAAGGAGGGCUCAAAACUAACAUMUGGGUCUUUACAAAAGCAGUCCUCACUUUCAGAGUCACCUGGACAAGAUUUAAGAAAGAGUAGUGCCUUUGUAGGGAAGCCUGAGGCCAAAAAAAGUACAAAGAAAGGCAAAUCUGAACAUAGACACACUGAUAGUACUUUGAAAAGUGGUGUUCAAGAAAUUAGGGACAAAAGCAUAUUAUUGAAAAGGGAAAAAGAACAUGUGGAAAAUCCUGAAUUUUUCAGAGAGGAUGCAACUUAUAAUCUUCCCACUGAAAAUCAAAUUCUGACUGAAAAAAUAAAUUCUUCCAAUAAAAAGCCAAAAGCUGUUAAAUCGAAGCAAGCCCUUAAAAUAGAGGUACUUCCUUCUGCUCCCAGGGAUCAGCCCCAGACUGAUUCUUUAAUUGUGCAAAAACACAGUGCUGUUAAACAGCAAGGGAAUCAAGAAACAACAGAAAGUCAAAGCAAAAUAAAGGAUGAUGUUGAAAAAUCUGACAAGUGUGAAAGAAUAUGUGUCACAGGAGAAGAAAGUAGUGCAGAACAGAGGGGGCUUAAAAAAAAGCAUCAGUUUUUGAAACAAAUAUCUGUAACUUCAUCAUCUUCUUCAACUGAGGAAAGUACUAAUGAUCUCGAGAAAUAUAUACUUAAGAAAGAGGUUUACUAUGAACAAAGAGUUGUCCACAGGGCAAGUAGAACAGUUGAAAAAGUGACACAUUUGGACUUAGAAAAAGACAGUGAGAUUGAGGAGAUGCAAGYUACAAACAAUGAGAAAGAAUGUGUAGAACAGACUGAUUUAAAAAGCCUGAAGGAGGAAGAAACAAGCUCUGAUGCUAAAUCUGAUGAAGACCGGCCAUUAGAAAUUAAGAAUGAGGAGGAAUCUSAUSAGGAGCAGGAGAGUGAAGRCAGUGAAAWGGCUGAAGACAGGUCAUUAGAAAUAAAAAAUGAGGAGGAAUCKGAUCAGGAGCAGGAGAGUGAAGGCAGUGAAMAGGGUGAAAGUGURAAAGAAAAACUAGAUGAAACAAUUGACAGUGAAGGUAAACUAGGGGAGGAAGAAGAAGAAGAAGAGAGUGAUGUUAAAAAAGAUGGAGAUGAAGUUUCGGUAGAAAAGGAUGAAGAGGAAAAAGAUAAUGAGGAAGAAAAUGAAAGAGAGAAAUCACAGGCUGAAAGAGACAGUGAGAAUGAGGAUGCAGAGGAGRCUGAGGAGGCUGAUCAGAAAGAUGGCAAAGAUGAAGGAGAUGAGCAAGGCAGGUUAAUGGAGGAAGAAGAAAUGGAGAGUGAGGGAGAAAAGGAGGAUAUGGARGAGGAGCAUGAGAAAGAGGAAGGCACUGAGAAAGCAAAGGAGGAACAGAUUAAAAGUGAGGGAAGAGAUGAGAGUGAGGAAGGAGGGGAAGAUAGAGAGGGAGAGGAAGAAAAAGAGGUAGAGGCAGAAGAGGAAGGAGAAGAUGAAAAGGAAGAUGAAGAAGAAAACAAAGAAAGGGGGAAUGAAAAUGACAAAGAGGGAGAAGAGGAGGAGUUUAGAGAAUCAUUGGCAGAGAGGGAAGAAGAGGUAUCUGAAGAAGAACAGGAAGAAGAUGCAAAKAUGAAAACUAAGGAAGUGCAGGAGGAUGGAGUGGAAGAAGGAGAAGAGGGAGAGGAUGAAGUGGAAGAGGAAAGAGAAGAUGAGGAGAAAGAAGAAAUAGAGGCAGAAGCAGAAGGGGARGRGGAGGAAGAAGAUGAAAAGGAAGAAGAGGAGGGGGAAAAUGAAGAGGAAGGGGAAGAUGAAGAGGGAGAAGGAGUGGAAGAAGAUGAGGGACUAGGGGAGGAAGAAGAGAGUGUUGGAGGAGAUGAGGGAGAAGAGGGAGGGGAAGAAGAAGAGGAAGGUGAAGAGGAAGAAGGAGUGGAAGAAGAGGGAGAUGAGGAAGAAGGAGGGGAAGAAGAAGAGGUAGAGGAGGGAGAAGAGGGAGGGCAGGAAGAAGAGGAAGGAGGAGAGGAAGAAGAAGGGAAAGAGGAUGAGGAGGAAGAAGAAGAAGAGGAAGAGGAAGAGGGAGAAGAGGGAGAGGGGGAAGAAGAAGAGGAAGAGGGAGAAGAGGAAGAGGGGAAAGAAGAAAAAGAGGAAGAGGGUGAGGAAGAAGAAGAAGAAGAGGGAGAGGGGGGACAAGGAGAAGAGGAGGAAGGGAAUGUAGUAGAAGAGGAAGAGGAUGAGGGAGAAGAAGAUGAAGGUGAGGAGGAAGAAGAAGAGGAAGAGGAAAAAGCAAAAGAUAAGAGGAAAAAUUAUAGUAGUAAACCUCUACAAAAGAAGAACAAAUCCAGGAAGCCAGAAAAGACAAAAGGUACUGCUUUACCAAACAGCUCUAAACAAAAUGUGAAGCCCAAACAUCAUAUAGCAAACGGUUUACAUAAUUCAGAACAAUUUUGGAACAAUGUGCUACCUCAUUAUUUAACACUAAAGUAGCAUAGACUACUGGAGAUGCAUUUUAAGCCUAUUCAGGAAACUUUGGAACUAUGACAAAUUCAUUUUUAUUACUUAAAAGAAACUUUUUAUGGAGUCAAAGCACAUUAUUAUGCAUAUAACUUAAGUGCCAAUUUCUUAAAAAUACUGGAGAAAAUGUUUARAUUUAGUAAGCUUUUAUGAAAGAAAUCAUAAUUUGUUGAUACAAUCAUUUUCACAAUCAUGUUUAUUGUGUAUGACAUCCAAAAAAUACAAAAAAAUAAUUGCUGAGGAGGUAAACUGUGUUUGCCUCUUAAUUAAAGUGUAAUGUCAUGCUGACAAAAUGAAUUGUACAUUGUAACAGUGUAAUGUUCUUUGCYUUUGAAUCAGCAAUACAACAAUUUUAGUUGCAGGACAGUUUACUUGAUAAUGUGCCUUCCUUGAGAGGAAUUUCAGUAAACCAGCAAAUGUACCUAUUUUUAAAUUAUAGUAUCACUCUAUAAUUUAUUUCCCCUGCUUUUAUUCUGAUCAUACCUUGGUGAAAUGUUCAAGUACUUAAAUUAAAAAAAGGAUUAAGUUGCCAAAUUUAUGUAGGUCAGUGGAUGGGAGGUAAAUGGAAAUGCAGGCCUGGGUAAGUGAUGGGAUUUUCCAAAGGCCCUAAGGUUGACUUCUUAUUUURGUAUCAGCACACAGUUCUGUGCAAAAAGAUAUACACAAGUCUCAGUAUCUGGCCUAAAUUACAUUAGAGUUCAGGGAUAAUUUUUGAACAUCACAUUUGGUGAUUAGAUAUAAUUAAGAAUUUGAAAUAUUCAUCUGUAAAACAUUUUUGUUUAUCACAUUUGUUUAUAAUAUGCAAUGCACAAAAGAUUCUAUGCCUGCCUAGAGAACAUUACAUCAACAUCAGCUCUCUAACUCUAAGGCACUCAAAGAGAGGAAUAUAUGUUGUUGCUGGGUGAAACAAAUUUAUGUUUUCAGGAUCAGAGCCAAAACUUCUUCUCAUUGGAGGAGAUUUAUGGGUUUCCCUCCUGAAAAAUUCUAUCUGUAAUCUCCAGAAAGAGGUAAACCAAGAAGCCAGAUGGAAUUGUAAAGAAAGUGKCUAGAAAGUCUGAAUUCUUUUUGGAAAAGACAAAGUUAAUAAUUUUGCAGUUUCCUUAAAAUACAAAAGGAAAUCUUGUAAAUUAUUUUUGUAAGAUAAUUCAUCACUCUUUCAACUGUUAGGGACUCAACUAGUAACUGAAGAGAUAGGGACUCAUCAUGCAGCAUUUUUACUUGAAUAUUAUGCUAAUGGCUAGUCUGAGAAAUUUUUGUAAAGAGAUCUCAGUAUUGACAUUCUCUAGAAAAUAGUUAUGUAAACCCUACUUGAAMAUGAGGACAGCAGAAGCAAGGAAUCAAAAUGAGUAAAUGUCAUUCAAUAAAGAUGUUUACAUUGAGAUUAUGAAACUUUUUAAUGUUGUUUUSUAAGAUACUGGCAUUAAAUGAUAUUUAACACAAUGUCUCCAGAUUUUUUUUUCUAAAUAGCCUGUAGUAGAUUGGUAGUUUGCCAGUAAAUUCUA